Molecule: messenger RNA, 2097 nt
Organism: Prorocentrum cordatum
Lineage: Eukaryota; Dinophyceae; Prorocentrales; Prorocentraceae
Source: the annotation of a GenBank genome assembly
GCCUGUUUUGGCUCAGACCGUUCCUGCCACUUCGCCUCGGACGCCUCGGCCGCCAACCCCAUCCCCUUGGGGCGCCGCCCCCGCCCACACCUGCACCGCUGGACCUCGUGCGCUCAUGACGAGCCUCUCGCCCGGCGCCGCAGCCCGGGGCACCAGCGCGGGCACCGGCGCCCGCGACCUGCGCGCGCUGCCGAAGGCGGAGCUGCACCUCCACCUCGAGGGCGCCAUGCGGCCUGGCACGCUCACGGAGCUGUGCGCGAAGCACGGCGUGCCCCGGCCCGCCGACACGGCGGGCCGCCGCUUCCCAGACUUCGGGCCCUUCGCCGCGUGUUACAUGGCCGUGUGCGAGUGCCUGCGGGAGGAGGGCGACCUGUUCCGGCUGGUGCGCGAGGUGGCGGAGGAUGCCGCGGCGUCGGGCGCCCUUUGGAUCGAGCCCGCGUUGUCCCUGGUGCUCUACGCCGAGCGGUUCGGGGGCCUCGAGGCGACGCUGAGGCUCCUGCUCCGCGCCGCCGAGGCCGCGGAGGACGCCACGGGUGUCGGCAUGGGCUUCAUCGUCGCAGCGGAGAGGCACCUGCCGCCGAGCGAGGCGCUGAGCCUGGCGCGGGCGGCGCGCGGCCUCGUGGACCGCGGCGAGGCGCGGGUGCGGGGCCGGCCAGGCCUCGUCGGCUUCGGGCUUCACUCCGCGGAGGGUGGCCACCCGCCAGAGCCCUUCGCUGAUGCGUUCGACGUUGCCUGCGGCACUGGCGGCGCCGCCGGCGGCAGCGGGGCGGCGCUGGCCUCCCUGCCGCACGGCGGUGAGAUUGCGCCAGCGCCGGGACAGGGCCCCGCCAGCGUUCGCUGCUGCGUGGACCGUCUCGGGGCCAAACGGGUGGCGCACGGCGUCCUGGCGGCAGAGGACCCCGAGCUGCUUGCGCACCUCUCGGCGAAGGAGGUGUGCCUGGACGUGUGCCCGACGAGCAACUGGCUGCUGCGCGUCGUGGAGGCUCUAGAGGACCAUCCUCUCCCGAAGCUGCUGGACGCCGGGGUGCCUUGCACAAUCAAUUCAGAUGACCCGUUGCUCUUCGGCUGCUCGCUGCUCGGGGAGUACGAGGUCGCGCGCUCGCGGCUCGGUCUCGCCGACGAGUCUCUGGCACGCUGCGCGGCGGCAUCCUUCCGCUUCAGCUGCGCGCCGGAGGGGUUGCGGACGAGAGGCCUCGCUGCGGUGGACGCGUGGCUUGCCGCUGGGGCGGGCGCUGCCGAGCCAGGCGCCGCCACGGCGUGCGUCGCGUGACGGCUCGAGGGGCCAGGGCGGUGCGGGGCCCGAGGGCUGCGAGCGGCAGCGCGGGCGGCGGCGGCUGCGCCGGCAGCCUGCGCGCCGGGGCCGCGCUGCGCGGUGGCGGCGGGCGGAGGCCUCGAGUGCUCGUGGCACCCAGGUUCGGGCGGGUGGUCAAAGGGAGGGGGGACCUAAACGGGGGGGGGCCCUUGUCGUCCCCCCCCGUUAAGGUCGCCCGGCGUCGCGGGCGCAUCGACGAUGCGGUGCGAUGCUCCCGCGCCAUCUGGCUCGAGGAGGGCGCGCCAGGCGGUGCGGCCGAACGCGCGAUUUUUCGAGUAUGUAGCGCAGCGCUCGGGGCGUGUGCUGGUUUUGCCUGGACUUUGCGCUCCCAGUGGUGCUCGGGGAUCCGAGGCGGGGAGUCAUCAAUAACCACCGCCUGGCGGAUCGACCUUCGGGGACGGCAGGCGGUGGACAUGAAUGUGUCUUGGCCCUGGGGGGCCAACUAUAUCCAUAUCCACCGCCUGCGGACGUCCCCGAAGAUCGAAUCCCCGGGCACGGUGCCGGGCGGCGCUCGUAGGCAAAUCUCCGCCGCCUCGCAGUGGGGCUUGUCGUGCAGAUGCACUUCUUUUUCGGGCGCGCGCUUCGUGCGCCCCACCUCCGCGCACAGGCGCGAUGGGGGCCCGGGAUGCGUGCAGCCUGCCCACCAGCCGCUCCGCCUCGCGGGCGUGGGCUCGUCUUUUUUCGGGCCCUCGGCGGUCCGGUGCUCAGCCCGUGUCAUCGACCACGCCUCGCCAGCAACGCACGCGCGCCCGAGAACGUCGACGGGGUUCGAAGCUGAACGCCCC